Messenger RNA from Argiope bruennichi, 1035 nucleotides. RefSeq names its product cell growth-regulating nucleolar protein-like. Gene Ontology annotation, biological process: rRNA processing; negative regulation of transcription by RNA polymerase II. The record is from RefSeq and is a predicted model, not a curated record. The transcript is spliced from 8 exons. The coding region runs from base 154 to 990 and encodes 278 amino acids. Gene Ontology annotation, cellular component: nucleolus. NCBI's taxonomy places the organism in Eukaryota, Metazoa, Arthropoda, Arachnida, Araneae, Araneidae. Gene Ontology annotation, molecular function: DNA binding.
AAUCAUUAUAUAUCUUCUUUCCCCUUCAUUACGUUUUGAGUAGAACAGUAAUAUAAUUGAUUAUGAAAUUUUAAAAUUUCUCAGUUAUAAAAACUUUUUUUAAUGUCUAUUCCAGUGGGUUUGUUCUAUGGAAAUAUUUUUUGAAAAAUUCUCAUGUGGCUGAUAAUGGUGUUCUUUACUUGCAAUUCAUGUGGUACCUCAGUGAAGAAAAAUCAAGUUGAAAAUCAUACCUAUCAAUGUAGAAGCUGUCAAUCUGUAUCUUGUAUGGACUGUAAUCAAGAAUUUUGGGGUGAUGAAUAUAAACUGCAUAUAAAAUGUAUUUCUGAAGAUCAAAAAUACGGUGGAAAAGAUUAUAAACCAAAGGAGAGCAGCAAUAAAGGAGAAAUUAAACAGGCCAAAUGGAUUGAGCAUAUAAACACAACAUUGGCUACCAAGAAAAUUUCUGGACCCCUUUCUGGAUUAUUAGAAAUGAUUACUCAGUAUACAAAUAUACCUAGAAAAAAAUCAAAAUUUGAGAAUUUUCUUGCCAACAGUUUAAAAGUGAGGAAUCCUAAACUGAUUUCUGAGGCUUGGGAAAUUUUUGACCAGGGUAAAAAAAAUGAGUCUGAAGCAGCCAAUAAUAAAACAUCUGAGGUCAAUGGUACUCCAACCACUAAUGGAACAACCAAUGGUAGUUCUGUAAAUUCUUCAGUUAAGCGAUCUAGUGAUGUUCCAGCUGAUACGCCGUCAAAAAAGGCAAAAUUAAAUUCUGCUCAAAAUAAUAAAGAAAACCAUAAUGAAUUUAAUUGGUGUGCAGCUUCUGAAGAAAUACUACAGAAUUACCCAUCUGGGGUAAGAGAAAAAACUUUAAGGAAACAGGUUAUUGCAAAAUAUAAAUCAUUUGUGGGCGAUUCCUGCAAGUACUCAGAUAUUGAAUUGAAGAAAAUGUUUCGGAAUGAAUUAAAAAAGAAUCCAAAAUUUUCUCUUUUUGUAGAUUCAACGAAAUCAUGACCUUUGCUGUAAAUAAUUACAAAAUAAAUUUUACAUUAUUUUUUA